Molecule: messenger RNA, 531 nt
Organism: Ostertagia ostertagi
Lineage: Eukaryota; Metazoa; Nematoda; Chromadorea; Rhabditida; Trichostrongylidae
Source: the annotation of a GenBank genome assembly
AUGCCUUUAUGGGCUACGAGAAUGAUGGAGAGGUACGAUGCUUGCGCUGAACGAUUGGAAAAAGCGCUUUUGACAUCGUUUGACAAGAUGAACGUGCGGCAGGGUGAGAUACCGGCCCGUAUUUCAGCUCUCAACAGCGUUUUGAACACAGUUAAGCGAGACGUAAAUCAAAAUGCGCUAUAUUCAACAAAAGUUGAAGUCAAGGCGGACGAGAGGAAGAUCGAUGACAAGCUGAGGAGGAUAGCAUGGGUAGGACUUGGCGAGCAGAAGGAUGAUAUCGCCACUAAGAAGUUUGACAAGGAGGCCCUUAAAGAGGUGAUCGGGACCUUUGACGAUGCUGAGCUAAUGGAGGAGUUUUCAAAGGGAAAUAUUUCGGUUCUUCGUCAUCCGGCAGGUCAACCUAGAGGGAUCAAUAGCCGUGGAAGGAUUAUUAAAAUCAGUUUGCCCUCGCAGGAACUUAUGGAUAGGCUUUUACAGUCGGCAGAGCUUGACGAAACAUUGAGAAAGUCAUCCAAAGACCUUUACUGGUAA